Molecule: messenger RNA, 4822 nt
Organism: Oncorhynchus nerka (sockeye salmon)
Lineage: Eukaryota; Metazoa; Chordata; Actinopteri; Salmoniformes; Salmonidae
Product: toll-like receptor 13
Exons: 1
Coding region: 482-3364 (960 amino acids)
Biological process (GO): immune response; toll-like receptor signaling pathway; inflammatory response
Cellular component (GO): plasma membrane
Molecular function (GO): transmembrane signaling receptor activity; protein binding
Source: RefSeq, a predicted model, not a curated record
UUAACAUCCUGUGUGACUGUGCUGUACAAACAGGAUGCUGCUCCUCGGACACAUUCAGACAUCAACUGUGUCGGUCAGAGAACACGUUGCAGCUCUGCAUUCAUUUCUUCAUUGUCUGUGGGACAUUUUAUUGUUUCUUUACUUUUGGAACCAAACUAACCAUUAAAUAUUUCCUCCGGUUACCUUGAGAUAAAAUUCAACUUGAGGGUGAAAGGGAAGAACAUUGGAACAACCAAAAGGUAUGAACUGCUGUUAGUUACCAAGGAGGAACCCAUCUGACAAACAACAAGAAGACGAGAGACUCCAUACUGUUUACAGUGUUCAUAAGGGUUUUACUGUAUCAAACCAGAAGACGAGAGACUCCAUACUGUUUACAGUGUUCAUAAGGGUUUUACUGUAUCAAACCAACGUUCUACAGAGAUCCACCGGAACCAAACUAUUCUGACAAUUAUCUCAGUAGAUUUGACUGACGUUGGAGGAGAUGAGAUCUAUGUUUUCCCACCCUGCCGUCCUGUUCCUGUGGAUUCAGAGUUCUAGUGGAUGGAUGCAUCCUAAAUGCCAGAUUUAUGACAGUAGUGAAGACUUGGAACACUUUCCCACCUGGAUCUGCAGCCACAUACCUCAUCAUGCAGAACGUUACACUGCUGCCUGUCAAGAUGUCACAGCCAUCGAGGAGGAUCUACUUGGACUUCCCCCUAAUAUCAAUACCCUCUGCAUAUAUAUGACACAUGGUGAAAAUAGAUCCAUGUCUCUGGGCUUUUUCUCUCAGUUUCAGGAUCUGGAGUACCUGUACAUUAAGGGCUGUUUUACUCAAAUCCUUCCAUCUGGGAAUAGUCACCUUCCAAAUCUGCAACAUAUGUACUUAAGUAAUUGGGGAAUGGACUCAGAUUGCUGUGAUUGUCAUAUUGGGCCCCAUACAUUCAGAGAUCUCGUCAAGCUGAGUCAUUUGACUCUUUGGAGUUAUAGACUACCAGCAAUGUCCCCGGAAGUUUUCCAUGGCAUUCCUCAGUUACAAAGUCUCAUCAUUAGGGAACCCUAUUUAGAGGAUUUGUCAGAGAUAGCAUGUAGAAUUAUGAAUAUUAAGUCACUUGUUAGGUUAUAUGUAGACGCAACAAACAUACAAUCGUUAAACAUUUCGAACUGCUCCGUCUUAAACACCAACGAAAGCAUGACACCUCUUUUUAACAAGCUAGCAAGGGUUGACUUAUCAUUUGGUGAAAUAACAUAUAUAGAGGAAGGUUCACUGGCUUGGCUCCAGAACCUCACAAGGUUAACAGGGGCUUUCAGCCAGGAAGUCCUACUGCACCUUCCCCUGUCUGGGAUAAAACAAAUCCAGGUCUUCAGUUGCUAUGGGAUCAAUGUCAUUGAUAUUGAAAGUAUCUGUAAUGUUGUGUUUUUGCUUUCAAUCAAGAAAUUAUUUGUAAACAAUGCCAAUACAAGCAGCCUCUCCAUGUCCAGUGUUGAAUUGUGCACUGGGCUAGAAUAUAUGUAUUUAAGUGUACCUUUGUCUUUCCAUCCUACUACCCAUUUGGAAUGGAAUUUUAUUUCCAGUCUCAAAAACCUUAAUCAAUUAAAAAUAGUCGGCCUGGAAGAUAACAGACUUGAUAUUUGCUCCUUCCAAAAACAACCAAUAACAUGGUUAACAAAAUUCACUUUAGGGUUGAAAAAUCUAAUGCCUUUUGCUAAACAAUUUAUCUGUCUUGUUAAGCUGCAGUAUCUGGAUAUAAAACAGAAUUUAAUUUCAAACAUUGAAGACUUUGCUUUCCUGGGAUUAACGAAUCUGGAGUCCUUAGACAUUACAAGUAAUAACAUAACACAGAUAAAUGCAAACACAUUUUAUGGUUUACAUAGUUUGACAUGGUUAGACCUCAGGAACAAUCCACUUAUUCACAACAUUGAGGCGAUGUCUUUCACACACCUCAUGUCUCUUAGACAAGUGUUUCUCGGGCAAGUGAACAAUCCACUAACAGAACCUGUGAUCAAGCUGAAUCUGACACUUAUAUUUGGAGGAAUUCUGAGUCAACUGACUCAUCUGUACAUUAGUUCAGCUAUGAGGCCAAUGCAGUUGACUAUCGGCAGUAGCAUCACAUCUAAACAGAACCUGAGUCUCGAGCUCAAAGGCCAGACGGUGUCAUUUCAGGACUGUGACAGACCUUUCUUUCAGUCUGUAACACAUCUUCAUGCUGAUGCUGAAGAAUUCCUUUGUGGAUCUGAAUUCAUGGGGAAGUACUUCACGUCUGUGGAGACAUUUGAAUACAGAUCGAAGCUUUCAGCAAAAAGGGUUGAUUUAUCAUCAAUUAAUCAGCUGAUUCACCUGAGGAAACUGACUCUACGAGAGGUGGAUCUUUUAAUACAGCGUUCUGCCGACAUCAUUUUUCACAACUUGACCAAACUGGAGGUUCUGGAAAUGUACCACUGCAGGAUUUAUUCUUUAGAGGGGAGUUUAACUAAAGACUUGAAAUCUUUGAAAACAUUGUAUUUGCUUAUAGAGAACAUUUAUAAUGUAUUCUACAGCUUUACUGAACCUCUCUCUAGUCUUAAGCAUUUGACAUUUGAUAAUUUACAGAUGUUUUGCAGUUGUGACAAUGCUUGGCUCAUUACAUGGGCAAAGGGGUGCAGGCAGGUUGAAGUGAUCAUGCUUGGUCCGUAUGCUAAAACCGGUAUGUAUGCUUUGGAGGACUUGAUAUGCUUGUCGGACAAUGGAAUAGACACACCUAAUUUUGUCAAGUACACAGAAGCCAACUGCACAACAGAGGUUGGCUUUGUGCUCUUUGUUGCGACUGGCCUGGGAGUCCUGUUCUUCAUGCUGGUGGUGUUGGUCCAUAACCUGGCCGGCCCCUACAUCCUCCCCCUCUACCACAUCACCCUUGGCUGGUUGUUAGAAGCCAUGCGAUCCAACACCAGGGGGCGCUACCACUACGAUGCGUUUGUCUCCUAUAGCGGGAAGGACGAGCGCUGGGUGGUGGAGGAGCUGCUUCCCAAUCUGGAGCAGAGGGGUCCUCCUUUCCUGCGCCUCUGUCUGCACAGCAGGGACUUCCAGCUGGGGAAGGACAUUGUGGAGAACAUCACAGACAGCCUCUACCGGAGCCGCCACACCCUCUGCCUAGUCAGCCGCCACUACCUGCGCAGUAACUGGUGCUCUCUGGAGAUGAAGCUGGCCACCUACAGGCUGCAGGUGGAGCAAAGGGACAUCCUCCUCCUGGUCUUCCUGGAGAAGAUCCCCCCUCGCCGGCUGUCUGCCCACCACAGGCUGGCUCGCCUGCUGAAAACCAGGACCUAUCUGGACUGGCCCCAGGAUCCCCUUCAGCACCAGGCAUUCUGGGACAGACUGUGGGCUAAACUGAAACCUCUGUCUGAAAUGUGAGGUCAGAGGUUGAUGUACUGUAAGACAUUCUGGACUGAAAUGUGUCAUCAGAGGUUAAUGUGGGACAUUGUGCUAGUGCAGAUGUAAUGUUGACACAUAUGUUGAGGCAUUUGUCGUUUAAAGUACUCCGUACAAAUGUCAACCACUAUUUGGGAUUUGUUUUGACAAUUCUGGUGAAGUCCUUUUAAAUAUUCUACCUGUAGUGUACUUUUUAUGAUUCUUCUGAAAUAAUCCUGUUUCAAAAUCCAAUGCAUUUUUUUUACUUCCCCAAGUUUGAACAGAUUCUGUUUGUAUUUUUCAACACCUAAUCGCUAACCCAUGUCUUUGUUUGUAAAUGUGUUGCUAAGAGGAACUGAAAAAGGGAUUUAGCUCUGUUUCUGUUUUACUUCAGAUAACAACUACUUUACGCUGCUGUGAAUAACAAUAUGUUAAUGACCAAUGACCAUGAACCAGUUAUUAAUGACAAUACAUUAAUGACCAAUGACCAUGAACCAGUUAUUAAUGACAAUACAUUAAUGACCAAUGACCAUGAACCAGUUAUUAAUGACAAUACAUUAAUGACCAAUGACCAUGAACCAGUUAUUAAUGACAAUACAUUAAUGACCAAUGACCAUGAACCAGUUAUUAAUGACAAUAUAUUAAUGACCAAUGACCAUGAACCAGUUAUUAAUGACAAUAUAUUAAUGACCAAUGACCAUGAACCAGUUAUUAAUGACAAUACAUUAAUGACCAAUGACCAUGAACCAGUUAUUAAUGACAAUACAUUAAUGACCAUGAACCAGUUAUGAAUGACAAUAUAUUAAUGACCAAUGACCAUGAACCAGUUAUUAAUGACAAUACAUUAAUGACCAAUGACCAUGAACCAGUUAUUAAUUACAAUACAUGACCAAAGAUGAUGAACCAGUUAUUAAUGACAAUACAUUAAUGACCAAUGACCAUGAACCAGUUAUUAAUGACAAUAUAUUAAUGACCAAUGACCAUGAACCAGUUAUUAAUGACAAUACAUUAAUGACCAAUGACCAUGAACCAGUUAUUAAUGACAAUACAUUAAUGACCAAUGACCAUGAACCAGUUAUUAAUGACAAUACAUUAAUGACCAAUGACCAUGAACCAGUUAUUAAUGACAAUACAUGUCACGUUCUGACCUUUAUUUCCUUUGUUUUGUCAUUAUUUAGUAUGGUCAGGGCGUGAGUUGUGGUGGGCAGUCUAUGUUUGUUUUUCUAUGUUUUGGGGUAUUUCUAUGUUUCGGUCUAGUAUGGUUCUCAAUCAGAGGCAGGUGUCAUUAGUUGUCUCUGAUUGAGAAUCAUACUUAGGUAGCCUGGGUUUCACUGUGUUUGUGGGUGAUUGUUCCUGUCUCUGUGUUUGCACCAGAUAGGACUGUUUUUGGUUUUCCACAUUUAUUGUUUUGUUAGUUAUUUCAUGUCUAGUUCCUUUAUUAAAGAACAUGAAUAACCACCA